AUGGCUGAUCGAGAAGGAAAUGAGGUAAGAUAUUUUGUAACUUAUUUAAAAAAUUCACAUAAGCCUUUCAUGUUAACUAUUAAAACUAUAAUAAAAUGAAUUGAUUCGAUAUUUGGAAAUUUCGAUUUUAUUCGAAGAUUUAACAAAGUUUUUAUAGUCUCCCGAAUGUAGUAAAAGAAGAAUACAAGAAGAACACAAUAUCGAUGUCGUAUUUUGCAAUGACAAUAUAAUGGAACAAAUUUUAUCAAAUAUCUAUCGAUUUCAAGAGCGGCUUCCUAUGGAAAUGGUUUCGCGGAGGUUCCGACAAAUUUCGAAAAAAGCGGGUUGGAUUGUACCAAAUGAAUAUUAUUCGACUUUGAAAUUGACAAUGCCCGUUAGUUUUUCAAUUAGUGAGUAGUUUUUAUCCGAAAUGUCUUAAUUUAAGGAAGGUUCAUCGAGAUGUCUCGCUUCUUUUGGAUCUUGUCACAAAUAUCAACAAGUUUUAACUGUGGAACUGGCUCGUCAAAUGGCUAUUGAUGAUCCUGCAAAAUUUAUACAGCCACCAGAACUUAGUAAGUUUUCUAAUUUCGAUUUCAUCAUAAAAAAGCUGACCUUUUUUUAGCUUUCAUUCUUCAAAAAUUUUUGACUGUCAAGAAAAAUAUUCGAAAUGUUGUGUUUGGUGGAAAAGCAAAGGAUUAUUAUAGUGGAUUUGAAGGAUCUUAUCAAUCGAUUCUUCUUACAAAAGAUCUUUUUGAAUAUUUGGAAAAUUUUCCGAAUUUAGCUAGUUUGAAGUUGGCGGAUCUUGGAGUUGAUGAAAAUGCAAUUAGUUAUGGUAAGUUUUUUCUCAAAAACUCCUGACAACAAAAUUUUUUUUUCAGUUUCAUCUCCUUCGUGUCAAUUCAAACAUCGAAUAGAAUCACUUUCAAUAAUUUGCAUGCGUCAAGAUUUUUGGCUUCGACAUUUAAUAACUCCAAGUUUACGCAAUUUGACAAUACGAAGAUUGAAUAUGGAGAAAGCAGAGUUAUUCCUUGGACAAAUAAUCGAUUUAAAUCUUCAUUUGGAUAGUGUUAAUUUUGAAAUUGCGAGUUGUGAAAAGUUGGUUUUUUAAAGAAAGCUUUAUCUAGACAGGCAAACAUUACCGUGAAUUUUUAGAAAUGACAAAAAGAUCACCUCGAAUACAAUUCACGUUUCUUAAAAUUAGAAAUGAAUGAAUGAAACGUUUUAUUUUUUAAUAAUGAAAAAAAUUAUUUUUUGGAAAAAAACAAACAUUUUUGGCGUGAACUAGAAAUAUGAAAUCAUUUUUUUUUAGUUUGAUCAUAAUUUGAAUUUUCAGCUUCCACGAUGCAAAAGAUAUUAUGACAAAAUUCUCGAAUCGAUGCAAGAAAAUGGAUUUAACAUUUUCUUCAAUGGAUUACAAACCGGGUACUAAUUUAUUGUUAUUAGCCAGAAGUAUUGAUUCAUGGACAAAUGUAAGUGUUUUGUUUAUAAAUAAAAAAAAAAAUUUCGAAAAAUUUCCAGAUUCGCUCUUUAAUUCUAACAAGUCGUUCGGAUUCAAUUCGUGAUGCAGUCGAUAUUUCUGUCAUUUUUGAAAAACUCGCUCAUCUUCGACAUCUCGAAAAACUAACAAUAACGGAAAAUAUCAAAACUAGUUUAUUACAUUUUCUUCGAAAAGGAAUUCAGGAUUUGCCAAAUCUCAAAUAUCUCAAUUUCUCGUUAGUUUUUAUUUUAAUACAUCAUAUGUUAAUCUAUUAAAAAUUUCAUAAUUUAGUGAUCGCUCAAAGUUCAAAGAAACUGGGAUUUUGCAAGAAUUUCUGGCGAAUCUUCCAAAAUCUUUGGAAGAAGUUAAAUUCGAUGGUUUGAUGUGGGAAAGUGAAGCUGUUGAAGCAUUUUGUAAAAGAUUAUCUGAAAAUUUGAAACGAAUAACUAUCACAAGGCCACGACAUACUUCAGCCACUCGAUUAUUUAUUAAGGUUAGUUUUAAGAUUUGAAAUAUAAUAUGGUUUGGAACCUGAUACACUGAAUACUGAAAAUGUCACUGGAAGAAACUAAAACGAUUUCUGAUGAACGGAAGCCUGUUUAAUUAUGCUGAAGAAGAAAAUGUCAACGAUUCACGAUAUGGAACAGAUCGAGAAUGUAUUACUGUACUUUAUUCCCCGACACGUAAUUUUUUCUCAUUACAAAAAUUCAGGCACACCUGGAACAGCUGUGUCAGAUGUCCAAAAAUUGUACAGCGUGGUUUUUUAGAAGGACAAGUUUGUGACUCUUUCCCAUUUUUUGGUACAUUCACACUUUUUUUGAAAUAUAAUUUUUGAAAUUUUUACUGGACUGAAUUUUCACGUUUUGGGUGAGGUACAAACGAUACGAUAAUUGAAAAACCCGAACAAGGCACGAUGUUUUUCGAAGAAAAAAGUCUACCCGCCAUUUUCACAAACCGAGAAAAAACAGAGAUUCGAACUGAAACUGCCAACAACAAAACCCAAAUUGUGUUUCUUAUGAGAACAACUUCUCAAUUAUUGAAAUUGUAAACAAUUCGUCGAUAGGAAAUUUAACAACGAAAAAACAUCAAGAAGAUACCACGUUCUUAUUUCAAAAAAUCGUAAUUUUCAACUUUUACGAUUGCUGUUUGAAGAAAGAACUUUCAAAUCUUCAAAUCGUGGUCACGCCUCUAUUGUUUUACGAUUGGAUUCGUUUUGGAUUGGAUUUUUACAUCAACGGAUUAUCGAUUUUUUGUUGGAUAUUUAAAACUGCUAGAACAUAAUGCCAAAAAUAUCCAAGAGUGUUUAUGAUGUCGAAACAUAUUUAUUAUAUUAUUUCGAAGAAGACAAUAAUUGAGAAAUUUUCUGAAUAUCUUCGUCCGACGGAACGGUAUAAAUAUGAAGUGUUCACUGCAAAAUUGAACUAAUCUGAAUUCGUCUGGUCAUUCAUUCACUCAUCAUCAACAGCUGUGAAACGAAAUUUCAUUUCGACUACGCCUACUUUCGCCUUCGCUCAUCUACGCGUAACGAACUUUCGAUAGCGAAAUCAAAGAAUGGCAAGGUUGAAAGAAAAACCGAGAAUAGCAACCGAAUUGAAAGAACAACCGAGAAUAGCAGAAUGGUUCGGAAGAGACCUGUGUCGGAAAUAUGAGAUUUGCGGAAAAAAACGUUUUCCCAGCACAGCGUCUAUUGUGAUAAUGGAACAUAAAGUGGAAUAAGAAAAUGCUGCAUGACUUGAGGCCGAUUUUUGAGGUGAGGAUUUUCAAAAAAAAAAAAAUUGAAAACAAGUUCUGGGUUUUGGAAAUGUCAAAAUUGUUAGGUAAUUUCGAGAAAAAUUAGAAGUCUCUUCAAUGCAAAGAAGUGUUUGGGUAGAACGAAGAAUAUGUGUUCAUCUUGGAGUUGAUUUCAAUCAACCAAUACAAGUUCUCAAUCACGUAGAUUUAUUUUGUGAUGUCAUUUAUAUUGUUUUGUUCCGAGCGAGAAAUAAUUUUCGUUUUUGUAGUUAUAGGUCCUCACAUCAGCCAGUCUUCAUUAUCGCCAUUUCCUAUUAUGAAUUCAUUGUGAGGUGUGCAAAUUGUGGGAACUGAAAAUUACAUUAGUGGAAACCUAUUUUCAGAUUCAUCUGAAUUUUUCGUCUACUGAAAUCUUCAUCGCUUAUUACGGGAUUUUGAAACUUGUAUUCGUUUUUGUAAUGGAUAUUUAUUUACAUACAUUCAUGUUUACUCAAGUUAUAAACAACUACCAAGACAAUGAUGAAUAAAGUUCCAGGGAUCUCAAAAAAUACGAUCAUUGAUGUUUUUGAACAAUGUUUUAGAAAUUACGAAAGACACAAAAUUUACAACUUUCCAAAAAAAAGGACAAAUUCUUCUUUACCCUCCAUUAUCUUUCCAUGUUGAUAUUUUUUCAGCUCGUCACAAGUUUCCCGAAUCUCGACACACUCAAUUUCCGCUCAGCAGUUCCUUGGCAACUCAUUGCUCAUGUUCUUGAUCAUAAAAAACUCAACGAUGUUACAAUGAGCACAUCAAAUCGGUGUUCGACAAGAGUCGAAGUUGUACUUCAGGACAAUUUCCAAUCCUUCACCAAAAGAUCAUAUGAUGAUUCAGAUGAAUUGGAAUUCAGUGGAAGAAAAGAAAGUAAAUUGACAUUGGCUCAUUUGCCAAUUGGACGAAAUCCUCAUGAGAAAAGACAGAAAAUGCAAUGGUGA
Molecule: messenger RNA, 4158 nt
Organism: Caenorhabditis angaria
Lineage: Eukaryota; Metazoa; Nematoda; Chromadorea; Rhabditida; Rhabditidae
Source: the annotation of a GenBank genome assembly